Erigeron canadensis is the source of this 1031-nucleotide messenger RNA. RefSeq names its product acyl-protein thioesterase 2-like. Gene Ontology annotation, molecular function: hydrolase activity. NCBI's taxonomy places the organism in Eukaryota, Viridiplantae, Streptophyta, Magnoliopsida, Asterales, Asteraceae. The transcript has 9 exons. The record is from RefSeq and is a predicted model, not a curated record. Bases 1 to 849 code for a protein of 282 amino acids.
AUGAGGUCGACAUGUGGGCUUUGUUCAUCGCAGGGUUUCUUCUAUGUGGCCGCUGUAACUGGCUGUAUCUUUGUCAUUUUGAACAUGAGUUUUACUGAGCCGCCUCCUCUGGAUUCUGGUGUUGAUUUAACAGCAAGCAGGGCAAGUAAGUUUGGGCCAACGUAUGUAGUGGAACCUAAAGGCAAGCACCAGGCGACUAUUGUCUGGCUGCAUGGGCUUGGUGAUGAUGGCUCAAGCUGGUUGCAGCACUUGGAGCCUCUUCCUCUUCCAAAUAUCAAAUGGAUAUUCCCUACUUCUCCUGCUCGGCCGUUUACUCUAUUUGGCGGACUUCCAACAACUACAUGGUUUGAUGUCGUGGAAAUGUCUGAAGAUGCAACUCAAGAUGUAGAAGGAAUGGAUGCUUCUGCAGCAUAUGUUUUGAGCUUGCUCUCCAUUGAGCCUCAAGAAAUCAAACUUGGUGUAGGAGGCUUUAGCAUGGGUGCAGCAACUGCAAUAUACUCUGCAAGUUGCUUUGUCCGUGGAAAAUUGGAAAACCACACUGGAUCUCCUACCCAUUUGGAUGCAGUUGUUGGUCUUAGCGGUUGGCUUCCGUGUGCAAAUGAUCUAAGUAACGAGGUUGAAGGCAAUGAAGUUGAAGGUCGUGCUGCCUUGCCCAUUUUGCUCUGUCAUGGCAGAGGAGAUGAUGUGGUUAAUUUUCGAUAUGGAGAGAGAUCGGCAGAGAAACUAACUUUAGCUGGCUUCGAAGACUUGACGUUCAAGUCCUUCAACUCGCUUGGUCAUAAUGUAAUACCAGAAGAAAUGAAUGAGGUUUCCAUAUGGCUAACUUCAAAACUAGAGCUCGAGGGGUGAGUUCUAUAUCUGGCCCGUUGAUGAAGAGCCAACACGGUUGAAAACGAAUGAAUAAAUAAAUGGAUAUAUAUAUAUAUAGGGGGUUGCAUCAACCAAACAAUCUACCUAUAUUCCACUGGUGUAAAAUGGUUUGUUUAGAGUUACAUGGUACUGAACCAUGAGUCGUGUUAUUGUAUGUUACU